AGAAUGAUGCCGAGACCUAAGAUGAGCAGGACCUGGAUCAUGUUUCCGGGGAACAGGGCCUUACACUGGCCCUCGGACGAGCUUGUCAACAUCCUUGGGGCUGUCGAUUCCGACUCCUGAGUCACAACUCCAGCCCCCUGUGCAGCCAAGAUACAAUCCAGGUUUCCAUUCCUGGCCGAGUCUGGGUUCCUGGGGAAGAAGGAAUGGCGGUGCCCUCGUCCCCCAAGCCCUCGGGAAGCGAAGGGUUAACGCAGGUGGCCCCGCAGAAGCCCCUAGCACCGCUAGAGGGACCAUCUCGGCCCCACCGCCAGGCGGCUUCGCGGUCACGUGGGAGCGAGGGCGGGACCCAACGACAGGCCGACCAAUAGAUUGCGCUGUCGGUGGGCGUGAUAGCCAAUAGGAGCAGGGAGAGGGGUCCCGGGACUAGGAAGAAACGGCGGCCGGGAGGGGGCUACUGGGACCAUGGGGCUUCUGACCAUUCUGAAGAAGAUGAAGCAGAAAGAGCGGGAGCUGCGACUGCUCAUGCUAGGCCUGGACAAUGCUGGCAAAACAACCAUCCUCAAGAAGUUCAACGGGGAAGACAUUGACACCAUCUCCCCGACACUGGGCUUCAACAUUAAGACCCUGGAACACCGGGGAUUCAAGCUGAACAUCUGGGAUGUGGGCGGCCAGAAGUCCCUGCGGUCCUACUGGCGGAACUACUUUGAGAGCACCGACGGCCUCAUCUGGGUGGUAGACAGCGCCGACCGCCAGCGCAUGAAGGACUGCCAGCGGGAGCUCCAGAGCCUGUUGGUGGAGGAGCGCCUGGCUGGAGCGACCCUCCUCAUCUUUGCCAACAAGCAGGACCUACCUGGAGCGCUGUCCUCUAACGCCAUCUGUGAGGCCCUGGAGCUGGACUCCAUCCACAGCCACCACUGGUGCAUCCAGGGCUGCAGCGCCGUCACCGGGGAGAACCUCCUACCUGGCAUCGACUGGCUCCUGGAUGACAUUUCCAGCCGCGUCUUCACGGCCGACUGAACCACUCCAGACGUUCCCCCCCCCCUCACCCCCACACCUCACAGUCCAGCCCCCUCCCCCGGCCCUCAUUAGGCACCAUCCACGGUGGGGAUGGCAGUCGGCCAGGCUGACUAACACCCCCCGCCCCACUCCGUAACCUGCUGCUGCUAACACUACCCACUGCUUCUCGGCGGCCGGCUCCCGUGGCCGGAGGGCUGCUUCCCUGGCUGUCACCCUGGCUCCUGACCCGGCCCGCCUGCGGAGGAGAGGGCUGGGGCUGGGAGGGGGCCGCCUCUGCUGCUACCAAGGCUGUGGGCCUCAUCCUUUGCUCAGCUGUGAGAAUAAACCGUUCCCUGCCCCA
Leopardus geoffroyi (Geoffroy's cat) is the source of this 1357-nucleotide messenger RNA. RefSeq names its product ADP ribosylation factor like GTPase 2 (gene ARL2). The record is from RefSeq and is a predicted model, not a curated record. Gene Ontology annotation, molecular function: GTPase activity; GTP binding. Gene Ontology annotation, biological process: protein folding. Bases 463 to 1017 code for a protein of 184 amino acids. Gene Ontology annotation, cellular component: microtubule cytoskeleton; cytoplasm. NCBI's taxonomy places the organism in Eukaryota, Metazoa, Chordata, Mammalia, Carnivora, Felidae. The transcript has 5 exons.